This is a messenger RNA of Arabidopsis lyrata subsp. lyrata, 1485 nucleotides long. RefSeq names its product U-box domain-containing protein 63. The transcript is spliced from 8 exons. Lineage: Eukaryota; Viridiplantae; Streptophyta; Magnoliopsida; Brassicales; Brassicaceae. Gene Ontology annotation, biological process: protein ubiquitination. Bases 36 to 1241 code for a protein of 401 amino acids. The record is from RefSeq and is a predicted model, not a curated record. Gene Ontology annotation, molecular function: ubiquitin-protein transferase activity.
CGUCAUGAUUAACCAUCACGGCGCGCGUGCUGCUCAUGUCCCACUUACGACGACGUCGUUUUGAAACUCUCUCUGUGUGCUCUUUACUGUCUUACCUUUUUUUUUUUAUCUCAGCUUCCUCUAUCGAUCGCCUUGUGAAUUUUCCGGCGGAAAAGCAAAUGUCUGUUAAUGACAGUAUCGAUCCUCGGUUCCUAUUCCACGUAGAAGAUGAAUCUCUGCGUUUCCGUGUUGGAGAUUCCGGUAGUAAGAUCCGGGAGCUCGAAACCGUCGGCGAUCGCCGUUUUAGAAUUUCUGGAAUCCAGCAAGGUUUCUGCGGAAAUAGACUUGAGAAAGAUGAAACCAUGUAUUCCGAUGGAGAUGAUGACGAGGACGACGUUUCUAUCCGAAGACGAACUGCUCUGAUUCAGCCUGGUAUUGAUUCCGGUAACAACUAUGAUUCUGCAGCUGCAGCUGAAGAAACCAACAGAGAAAGUAAAAAUCCAGGUUCCGUUGGUUGGGAAAUGGUUGUGAGAGAAGAUGAUGAGGAAGGGAAAUCAUCGAUUGAUCGCCAUGAAAUGGAGUUUAAGGUGAUGAUCACUAACCCAGAUGGUAACGUAUCUAAUUCCCGCCAUAACAUUCAGCCAAAGCGAGAUUUUGCUUCUGUGGAGAAAGAGAGAGUCACUACUUCUAGUGUCAGCUCUUGGGAGUCUCUCAAGGCCAUCCUCUCUGAUCCUGUCACCGGAGCCUUGAUGAAUGAUGCUACGAUACUGCCUUGUGGACAUUCUUUUGGUGCCGGGGGAUUAAUACAAGUUCAAAAAAUGAAAGCAUGUUUCACAUGUUCCCAACCUACUUUAGAAGGAUCAGAAAAACCAAAUCUCUCUCUCAGAAUUGUAGUUCAUGCUUUCCGCCAAGAAGAAGAAUCAGAUCAUAUUCACACUCUGAAGCGAAAGAAAGAAAGGUCGGAUCAGCAUAAGAGAAGUUUCUGUAUCCCAAACAUAACUGAAACUCCUAAGAGUAGCCGAGGCAUACAGUUUCCUUUCUCCAUUGGAGAUCAUAUUAUCAUAGAGGGAAACAAAAGGACGCCUCCACGGUUUGUUGGGCGCAAGGCUGUUAUAAUGACACAGUGCUUAAAUGGAUGGUACGUUGUGAAGACAGUGGACAAUGCAGAGUCUAUUAAGUUACAACAUUGCUCACUUGCCAAGAUUUCAGACAAUUCAUCUGCUAAGGUAACAGUAGCUGAAAUGGCACCGUCUUGGCUCUAACUCGUAGAAAGCAAAUACCUGUGGCUGCAGAAAUCAGAAGCAUCUGUAAUUUUUUGGUUCAGGAGAAAUUAGAUACUACGUUUGAUUAUGUAGUAUAGGAACGAGACAAGAAUUCUCUGUAUUAAAUCCAGUGUUUUUUAUUCAUACAAGGAAACUUUGCUCAUCUUGAAGAGACGUUUGUAUUGAAGCAAAUGCCAACUUUGUAGCAUUGAUAUAUAUAAAAAAAAGGUCGCUUCUAAUGUUA